Penicillium paradoxum is the source of this 738-nucleotide messenger RNA. RefSeq names its product AA9 family lytic polysaccharide monooxygenase. The record is from RefSeq and is a predicted model, not a curated record. The coding region runs from base 1 to 738 and encodes 245 amino acids. Lineage: Eukaryota; Fungi; Ascomycota; Eurotiomycetes; Eurotiales; Aspergillaceae. The transcript has 2 exons.
AUGACACUCUCAAAGCUAUCUGCACUUCUAGCCUCCGCUUCCCUCGUUGCAGGCCAUGCAUAUGUCUCUAGCAUCGUAGCCGAUGGCACAACCUACACCGGCUACCUCGCCGACAGAUACCCAUACAUGUCCGACCCCCCAGAGAGCGUCGGCUGGGCAACCACCGCAACCGACCUCGGUUUCGAAGACGGCACUGAAUACCAACACCCGAACAUCAUCUGCCACCGGGACGGUGUCAAUGCUGCUAUAAGCGCUCCCGUCACCGCUGGUUCAGCCAUUGACAUCCAGUGGACAGACUGGCCGGAGUCGCAUCACGGCCCUCUGAUCACCUAUCUUGCCUCGUGCAAUGGAGACUGCAGCACGGUCGACAAGACCACCCUGGAGUUCUUCAAGAUUGAAGAGGAGGGUCUAAUUGAUGGCUCGUCUCCUCCUGGUACAUGGGCCAGCGAUGACCUGAUUGCUGCAGGGAAUAAGUGGACCGUGAGGAUUCCCUCGACCAUCGCUUCGGGUAACUAUGUUAUGCGCCAUGAGAUUAUUGGUCUUCACUCUGCCGGUCAGACCAAUGGCGCUCAGAACUACCCGCAGUGCUUCAAUUUGGAGAUUACUGGCGGUGGAAGUGAUACCCCUGCUGGCACACUGGGUGAGAAAUUGUAUACCAAUACCGAUCCGGGGAUUUUGGUGGAUAUCUAUUCUGGAUUGACCGAAUACAUCAUCCCCGGGCCUGCUUUGUAUGCUUGA